Eimeria mitis is the source of this 2487-nucleotide messenger RNA. RefSeq lists its product as uncharacterized. The record is from RefSeq and is a predicted model, not a curated record. Lineage: Eukaryota; Apicomplexa; Conoidasida; Eucoccidiorida; Eimeriidae.
AUGCACCGCCUAGGCCUGGCCCCAAGAUUUCGACGUUCUCCUGCUGAGGGACAGAAUGCUAGCGGACAGCUCGAAACGGAGACAAAAGGUCAGGAGGAGACGGUGGCACCAGAUGAAGAGAAGAUGGAGACACAACAGCAACACGGAGCAGGGGAGAUAUGCCAACGGGAGGAGCCGCUGAUGCGGGACCUGCUGCUGGCUCUGCUGCAGCGUCUUGUGGGGGCUGCGAGGCCCUUCGUGGCAGACGACGGGAGGCCCUUGUUACUGCUGGCUGCUGAGGCUGUGCUGGGCCACAAGGAGACGACAACUGCAGCAGAAGCAUCUGCAGGGCUCGCACAGCUGAGGUGGUUGUUGCCCCUUUUGGAGUUCUGGGGGAGGGGGGAGGGAGCAGCAGCAGCAGCAGCAGAAACGACGUCUGGGUGCUUGACAGGGGCUGAAGGGAUCUUCGGCCUCUCGCUUGUACUGCAUGCAUGCGGCGCAGCCCCAACGCCUUCAAAAGAACCCCCUGGAGCAGCAGUAGUCUCCUUAGUGCAGCGGCUGCAGACACUCUCUGAAGAGGAGGCAGUGCACCUGUUCAGCUUCUUACAGGGCUUGUGGCAGCAACAAAGGGCCGAUCAACGAGCUGCUGCUGCUGCUGCUGCUGCUGCUGCUGCUGUUGAAGCAUCGCCGGCGAAUGAAAGUUCGGAGUACUCAACCAGCGUCCAGGCAGCCAAGUCCUUCCCUUCUACAGAGGACUUGCUGCAAGCAGCAGAGCGAGUGAUGGUAUGUCUUUGCUUGCAGACGGCGCCUGGGGCCACUGCGCUGCGCGGCGACGGGCAUGCGGCAGCACCAGCUGCAUCAGCAACAGCAGAUGCUGCGGUGGUGUUUAGGCAGGGCCUUGUUGGGACACUGCGAGCAUGUUGGGACCGCAGCAGGACCUUUCGAGGCGCAUGCAUUCGCCUCCUUCGUGGCUCAGAAGGUUGGGAAGAGACAGAGGAUACCUCUUGUCCCGUGUUACACCCAGCGGUGCGUCUCGCCCUUCUGCUGCAGUGGCCGGACGCGCUGCAGCAGCUGCCUCCUUCCUUCUAUCCUUCUGUCACAUCUGCCCUGCAGCACUGUCAGGAGGCGCUGGAGGAAGGCGCGAGCGCCGCUGGUGCGGACAGCAGCAGCAACAGCAGCAGUAGCAGCAGCAAACGCAAGAAGAGAAAGAAUGAUACUUCGAGUCCCAGCCCAAUAGGAGUUGGGUGGGCAGAAGACGUGAUGGAGGCGCUGAAGCUGUCUGUGUAUGCGCGGGAUAGUACCGAGGGCGCCAGCGGCAAGAGGGUGCGGGCCAAGGGGGCCCCUUGGCAGGUGGCUGCGUCGUUUCUUAGGGCGAGGGCAGAGAAAGAAGGCCAUGCUACAUGUUUGUUGGUUGCUGAUGCCCCUGUGCUCUGGGCUGAGGCUGUGCAGCAGUUUCUUACAUCGCUCUGCAUGCAGCAGCCUGGGGGAGAAGUCCUUGCUCGUUUCAGCGUGGUGUUAGCGCGAGACCUCGAGGAGAUGGCGGGCAGUUGUUUGCUGUUGGGGUGGCCUGUGGAUGGUUGGGCGCGGUAUCAGUUCUUAUCCGUGACGCUGCAUGCAGCUGCGCAUGCGAAUGGUUCUGUAGAGGUAUCUUCUAUGGGGCUGCGCGCAUUGGGGGCUGCUCGUGGGGGCCUCGGGGCGGCGCUGAAGGACUUGAGGACGGAGUUAGGGGAGCUGCAGGAGGCACUGUCUGGGUCAGGGGAUUUGUCCGACGACGCGGUGUACACAGGAGCAGGCGAGGAGGGAGCAACAGCAGCUGCUGCGGACUUAGCGUAUUACCUGGGAGCAAUGGGGAGGGCACUGCAGCUGGGCAUGCCACGAGGGGCCCCCGCGGAGACAUGUCUCACGAAGGAGCAGAGACAGUUCUUUAAGGCUCUCAGACCCAAGGCGCAGUCGGUCGCCCAGGGGUUCCUCCAGGCUCUGGGCCCUUCGCCUCCCAUUGCAGCAGUUACCUGCGGCGCCGCUGCGCUGCUGAAGCCGCCUACGGGGGGAUCGGAGCUGGAGUCGUCUCCUCCCGCAAUCCUUACGGCGGAGCUCUUGGCAGUACAGGCCUGGGUGGACCUUCUCCUGCCUGCAGUGCAACUGGCAAUGAGUGCAGCGGCGCUGGGAUCAUCUGCAGGCGCCGCCGCAGGCUACGCGAAGGAGACGGCUCGACAGGCGCUAUCUUCUGCAGCUCUUGCAGCCCUUGGGCGCGCAGCUAAACAGACAAUUAUUGCGGCUGCUACUGCGGGGCAGGACAACUGCGCUGCAGGCGGAGCAGCAGCAGCGGGGCUUGCAGCGGCCCUGUGUCCCCUGCUGCAGUGGACAACUGCGCUGCAGGCGGAGCAGCAGCAGCGGGGCUUGCAGCGGCCCUGUGUCCCCUGCUGCAGUGCCUGUGUGAGCAGCUCCUCCCAGCCGCCAAUCUGCAGGGGCAAGGGACAGAGGAAGGGGCUGCGUCAGUUAACGGACUGA